AUGUCAUCGACAGACGAUCGUAGCAAGAAGAUGCAACAUUGUUCUGUGGGAGUAGGCGGAAACGCUGUUGCAGCAAACUCAGGCUCAGGCUCAGGUUCAGGCUUCGACGCAGAACAGUGUACGGCUGGAGGAGUAAUAGGCUCGACUAGUGGGCGCCGAUCGUUGCGGAAACAACAACGUCGUGGAGUGAAUGCUAUAGCUCGUGCAGAACAUCAUGAUGAGACUCUAGUUGAGAGUAAUAUUUCGAGCGGAGCCGAAGAGGAAGAAGAGAAACAUCAGGAUGAGGCGAAACAAUCACCAAAUAAGUUAGUGCAUACAGCACUGGAGUUAGCGUGGUCACUGUUUGGUCCGAACACGACCGUAGUAAAGACUCUGCAGAUGUCACGAAAUCACAGAAACGGUGGCCAAGAGCCACACUCGCUAUCGUCAGGUGAGAACGCUUCAGAUGUCACGCUUGCAGAAUACGCAUCGCCAAGUGAUGAGGAUUCGGGUUCACUGAAGGAGGACGUAGAAGGUUCGUGCUAUCGGGAACAACGCCACCUGAGGCGUUGCGCGAGUGAUAGCGCUCUGUUCGUGCACAGCAACAGCUACGAAACGGCACUGAAUGGAGCGAUUUCAUCAGCCUAUGGAGUCAAUUUCAGCCAGCUUCAGAAUAACCCGAAUCAGAGCAAAAAUUUUCCAUCUUUAGGGGACAACUUCUGUGGUGCCGGUGAAAGAGCAGCGGAGGAUUCUGGGAUUACGGAUACGGCCGCGAAAAAGAUUGGAAGAGCAGAGGCAGCAGCUGCUCAUGGUGACGCAUUCGCGAAACAGAAGCCGAAUAAGAUCCAUGCUCAGCUAAAGACUGCUACAAACAGUGGGAUUUUGGGAUAUUUCAAAUCCUUUCAGACUGUGAAUUGCCUUUCAGGGUAA
This is a messenger RNA of Anisakis simplex (herring worm), 909 nucleotides long. The record is from the annotation of a GenBank genome assembly. NCBI's taxonomy places the organism in Eukaryota, Metazoa, Nematoda, Chromadorea, Rhabditida, Anisakidae.